CUGAGCCGAGCCGUGGUGAGCUGAGCCGGAGUGAGUCGGGCUGGGCUGAGCCGCGCUGCACUGAGCCGCGUCGGGCCGGACUGAGUCGGACUGGGCUGAACCGAGCCGGACUGGGCUGAACCGAGCCGGACUGAGCUGAACUGAGCCGAGCCCAGCCGAGCAGAGCCGAACUGAGCUGAGCCGAACCGGGCUGAGCCGGAUCGGGCUGAGCCGGGCUGAGCUGAGCCAGUCUUAGCCGAGCCAGUCUUAGCCGUGUCGUGCAGAGCCGAGCCGAGCCAAGCCGAUCUCAGCCAAGCCGAGCAGAGCCGGGCAGGAUGCUGCGGUACCUGCUGAAGACGCUGCUGCAGAUGAACCUGUUCGCCGACUCGCUGGGAGCCGACGGCUCCAACUCCUCCUCGCUCCUGCUCGGCAUCAACCGCUCCAUCGCCGCGCUCCACCUGCCCGAUCUGGCCCCCGGUAACGGAUCCCACCCUCAGCUGGAGGACACGGCUCCCCGCAUCGUGGAGCACCCCACGGAUGUCCUGGUGUCCAAGGGGGAACCGGCCACGCUGAGCUGCAAGGCCGAGGGGCGCCCGGCGCCGGUGGUGGAGUGGUACAAGGACGGGGAGCGGGUGGAGACGGACCGGGAGGAUCCCCGCUCCCACCGCACCCUCCUCCCGGGGGGAUCCCUCUUCUUCCUCCGAAUCCUGCACGGGAGGCGGGGAAAGCCCGACGAGGGGGUUUAUUUCUGCGUGGCCAGGAAUUACCUGGGGGAGGCCACCAGCCGGAAUGCUUCUCUGGAGGUGGCCGUGCUGCGGGACGAUUUCCGACAGCCCCCCGGGGACGUGGUGGUGGCGGCGGGAGAACCGGCCGUGCUGGAGUGUGUCCCGCCCCGCGGCCAUCCCGAGCCCAGCAUCUCUUGGAAGAAGAACGGGGUCCGGGUCAGCGACAAGGACGAGCACCUGACGAUCCGCGGUGGGAAGCUGAUGGUGGCCAGUACUCACAAGAGCGAUGCUGGCGUCUAUGUCUGUGUGGCCACCAACGUGGUAGGGGAGAGGGACAGCGAGCCGGCCGAGCUGGUCGUCUUUGAGCGCCCAGCAUUUGGCAAGAGGCCCCACAACCAGGUGGUGCUGGUGGAGGGGACGGCGGAGUUCGCCUGCGAGGCGGUGGGGGAUCCGCAGCCGGCGGUGCGCUGGCGCAAGGAGGAGGGUGAAAUGCCGCUGGGAAGGUGGGAGGUGCUGCCAGACAACACCCUGCGGAUCAGCCGGCUGCAGGUGGAGGAUGAGGGCACCUACACCUGCCUGGCUGAUAACAGUGUGGGCAGGUCGGAGGCGUCGGGCACCCUCACUGUGCACGUGCCCCCCCAGCUUGUCACCGGGCCCCACGACCAGGCUGUCACCCCCGGCCAGAGCGUGACUUUCCAGUGCCAGAGCAAGGGCAACCCACCGCCCGCUGUCUUUUGGCAGAAGGAGGGGAGCCAGACCCUGCUGUUCCCGGGCCAGCCCCCGAUCCCUUCCAGCCGUGUUUGGGUCAGUCCCAGUGGUGCUUUGACCAUCGUCAACGUCCAGCCCAGUGAUGCCGGCCACUACCUGUGCCAGGCUAUCAGCGUGGCCGGCAGCGUCCUGGCCAGGGCAGGCCUGGAGGUGACGGGGGCACCCACUGGACUCCAGCCACCAGUGAUCAGCCUGCUUCCCGCUAACCGGACAGUGCUGCCAGUGGGGGCCACAGUGCGGCUGCCUUGCGGCGUGGGGGCCCAAGACCCCCCAGGCAGCGUGGGGUGGCUGAAGGAUGGCAGUGCCCUGGUAGGUGUCCAGCCCCGUGCCAGCCUGCUGGAGAACGGCACCCUGCAGAUCACCGGCCUCCGGGUGAGAGACUCCGGGCUCUAUGAGUGUGUGGCCACCAGCCCGGCGGGCGAGACACGCUGGGGCAGCUCCUUGGAGGUACAAGGUGAUGAAUCCGACCUCUCCCUGCCUUCCCCUGCACUCGGUCUCCUCCCUGGGCCACCCUCCGCCCCUGUGGUCACCAACGUUACCAAAAGCAGUGUCACCCUGAGCUGGAAAGGGAACGAAGACAGCGGUGCCACUGAUGUCACCUCUUACAUAGUGGAGGCUUUCAGCCAGGCAGCGGGUGGCCCAUGGCAGACAGUGGCAGCCGAUGUGGAGAGUGAGACCCACACAGUGAGCGGCCUCGUCCCCGACUCUGUCUACCUGUUUUUGGUGCGGGCAGUCAAUGCCUACGGGCUCAGUGACCCCAGCGGCGUCUCGGAGCCUGUGCGCACCCAAGCAGACACCAACCCCACGCAGCAAGGGCUGGACCCUGAGCAGGUGCAGCAGGAGUUGGCGCAAGUGGCUGUGCACCUGCAGGAACCUGUGGUGCUGCCACUGGGCACUGUCCACCUCUCCUGGACCGUGGAGCGCCAAGCACCCUUCCUUCAGGGCUACCGGGUGCUGUACCGGCGGCGUGGUGGGCACUGGGAGGAGGCGCGGACCGUGUGGGCCCCAGGGGAGCGGGGAGCCCUGCUCACCGAGCUGCGCCGGGGCCAGGACUACGAGGUCAAGGUCCGACCCUAUUUUCAUCACCUCCAUGGUCCCGACAGCGCUGUGCGUGCUCUGCGCACCCCUGAAGCAGCCCCCAGCGCCCCACCGCGAGCUGUCAGCGUGGCUGGGAAUGGUACCAGUGUCCGCAUCUCGUGGCAGCCACCACCGCCGGCAGAGCAGAAUGGUGUCAUCCGUGAUUACCGGAUUUGGUGCUUGGGCAAUGAGAGCCGCUUCCACAUCAACCAGAGCGUGGAGGGCACGGUGCUGGCGACAGAGUUGCGGGGACUUGUCCCCGGGGUCCCUUACCGUGCUGAAGUUGCCGCUGCCACCAGUGCAGGUGUGGGUGCCCGCAGCGCCCCUGUUCCCAUCCACAUUGGUGAGACCCUCAUUGUCACAACUUGCACCCAUGGGUGGGGCAUGAUGGGGUCACCCGCUGCAGUGCUGGGGAUGGCUCCUUGGCACCCCGCCGGUGUGUCCCUCUUUCCCGUGUCACUUGCAGCCCCCCUGGUGGAGCAAGAUGCGGGGCCAGCAGGUGGGAGCAGCUUGGCUGAGCAUUUAGCAGAGGUAGCCAGGCAGCCAGCCUUCAUUGCUGGUGUUGGUGGUGCUUGCUGGGUCGUUCUCGCUGCCUUUGCUGCUUGGCUCUACAGCCGCCGCCGGAGGAAGAAGGAGCUCAGCCACUUCACUGCAUCCUUUGCCUACACACCCACCGGUAAGCCCAUAGGUGCUGCGGGGUCCCAGUAUGGCCUCUCGCUGCCCUCACCCCCAUCUCUCUCCACAGUCGCCUUCCCGGCUCCAGUGCGCAGCAGCCCCAGGGCAGCUGCCGGCGGUGGUUACCCGUGGCUGGUGGAUGCGUGGCGUGGUGGCGGCACAACCAGUGCUGCCGGUUGCUUGGGGACCACUGAGAGAUACUACAAUGAUGCCGGCAUCACUCGUUACAUCGCCCAGACGGAGCAGUUUGGAGCAGGGGCUGCUGAGGGGCCGGUUUACAGCACCAUCGAGGUUGACAGUGAGGAGCUCUGCACCUUCCCCCGUCCCUUCUCACAGUAUGGGACCUCCUAUCCUGGGGGUGGUUCUCAGCCCAUGGAUGCUGCAGCCCCCCAGGUGCCCCGUGGCCGGGCUGAGCACGGGGCCAAAGCCAAGCUGGGGCAAGCAGUGAAACCGCCGGUGGUGAGCUGGACAGAGCUGCUGCCCCCACCACCCUCAGCCAGUGAGCUCAGCCAGUGCACCCAGGAGGAGGAGAAGGAGGAGGAAGAGGAGGAUGAAGAGGCAGCCGGAGGGCUGGGGAUGGAGGUGUGGUACCCUGGUGAGGACAUCCCCUGUGCCACUGCUGCAUCCUCACCCACCAUCUCCUCUGGCUGCCGUUCCACCGCCACGCUGACACCGUCACCUCGCACCACGGAGGACAUCCCUCGCCUCCGCGACUUCGAUAACUCCCUCCUGCCCCGGAGAACCCCCCAUGGCGCCAGCACCCCCUCACAGGCACCCAGUCCCUCGGUGACUCCGGAUGCCAGUGAGGGCCAUCCACCCCGAGCCCGCUGCCCUCCUGGCACAGGGAAAACCCGCGGGGUGAUCUCCAAAAGUCGCCUGAAGCCCAAAUGCAGCCGCUACCGCCGGGAAAAGCAGAUGGGAGACCUGCCGCCGCCGCCGCUGCCGCCGCCAGGCGAGACCCCCGGCCCCUCUCCGGAGCUGGAGCCAAGCGGGGCUGAGCGCAGGGUCACCCAUCGCCCGCCCCGCGGCGAUGAGGUCAUCCCCUACAGCAAAACCUCCUGCCUGCCCCGCGGGCAGGUGUCUGGCAGCUGCUCCACCACGGGCAGCAUCUCGUCCCGCGGCUCCAGCAGCUCCCGCGGCCACGGCUCGGGGCGCAGCCGGACGCCGGGGGACCGCGGCGAAGGGACCGGCCACUGCCGCCGCCCAGGGGCCCCGUUUCCCUGCCCGCCGCAGGAGAAGCGAUAAAAAGGGAGGGCGAGUCGGAGACAGAGUUGGGAACAUGGGG
Molecule: messenger RNA, 4509 nt
Organism: Corvus hawaiiensis (hawaiian crow)
Lineage: Eukaryota; Metazoa; Chordata; Aves; Passeriformes; Corvidae
Gene: ROBO3
Product: roundabout guidance receptor 3
Exons: 25
Coding region: 315-4469 (1384 amino acids)
Biological process (GO): axon guidance; cell-cell adhesion
Cellular component (GO): axon; plasma membrane
Molecular function (GO): protein binding
Source: RefSeq, a predicted model, not a curated record